Molecule: messenger RNA, 1528 nt
Organism: Osmia bicornis bicornis
Lineage: Eukaryota; Metazoa; Arthropoda; Insecta; Hymenoptera; Megachilidae
Product: farnesol dehydrogenase-like
Exons: 6
Coding region: 54-821 (255 amino acids)
Source: RefSeq, a predicted model, not a curated record
AGGGACAAAUAAUGACUUGCUCAGAACAGUGUGGAUUAUAGUGUUUAUAAACAAUGGAUCGUUGGUUUGGAAAAGUAGCGAUUGUUACCGGUGCGAGCUCCGGAAUUGGGGAGACGAUUGUAGAAGCUCUAGUAAAACACGGUAUUAAAGUUGUUGGUAUCGCGAGAAGUAUGAACAGACUUAGGGAAUUGACCGCAAAAUUUGGCAAAGAUAAGUUCUAUCCUAUGGAAUGUGACUUGACGAAAGAAGAAGACAUCCUCAAAGCGUUUAAAUGGAUCGAGAAAGAAUUGAGUGGUGCCGAUAUUCUUGUGAACAGUGCGGGAGCUUUGAUUAAAACACCGAUCAUUGAUUCACCUACCGAGAACUUUCAUAAAGUAAUCGAUACCAACCUAAUAGCUCCUGCGAUUUGUGCACGAGAAACUAUUCAGUCUUUGAAAAAGCGAAAUGCUGCCGGGCACAUAAUAAACAUCAACAGUAUGUGCGGUCAUUUUGCCGAGAGUAUGCACAUACCACUCGGUAUCUACCCCGCCAGUAAAUACGGUGUGACUGCUUUGACUGUCGAACUCCGUCAUGAAAUAAUCGCAGCCAAUUUGAACGUCAAAGUUACGAGCGUCAGCCCCGGAAUAGUGAGAACAAAUAUGUUAAAACAUAAUAUACCAAUUGAUUCAGCCACACCGACAUUACAAACCACGGAUGUCGCAGAAGCAAUAAUUUAUGCAUUGCAAACACCGGAGCAUGCAGAACUUAUCGAAAUUACACUUAUGCCACAUGGCUUGGCAGUAGGUUGCCCAUUACUUCCAGAAGUAAUGAAACAAUUAUAAAGCAACAAGAAUAUCAGAUUCCAUGGAUUUAUCUCUAAAUUACAGGAUGAAAUUUUGAAGUAAAAAAUAGGACGAAAAUAAAGAAUAACGAAAUUACGUUUUCGAGAGAGAUGCAUUUAAAAAUCACCUUUUCCCUUUUAAAAUAAAUGCAAUUUUUAAACGCUUACUGUCUACUAUUUAUUAGAUAACACUGUUGUAUAAUUUUAUACGGCAGAAAGAAACGUUAGUUAUAAGUAAGGCGAAACGUUAGAGAACAAUUAAGAACUCUCACGAGUUCGGCAGAAAUUAAAAGAAACUGAUGAGAGUAGAGAUCGCGACUAAUGUUCGAAGGGUUUUUGUUAACUGUGGUCACUGGGGUGUGUCCGCACGAAUCUGUUAGAUUCUAUCACUAAAUAUUUCAUAUUAAUAAUCUGCAUCAUUGAAAUUCUAACAGGCACUAAGAAACUUUUCGAAACUAAUGAUAAUUUUGUUUCAUACUUAACAUAUAUUAACACUACAACUACCGAUGUUUGAUGCACACUUAUUUUUAAUUAUAUUAUAUUCAAUUUUUUGUAAUUACUUUUGUCAUUUGUCCUGGCAUUUAAUGUGUAUUUAAAAUACUUAAAGCACAACUGUGUUACGUUUAAGAUGUACGUAAGUUUUAUGUAAUUCAUUAUAAUUACAAAUUCUUUGUAAUUAUAAAAAGCUGAAAGAGUUGUAUAAUAAUA